Caenorhabditis elegans is the source of this 444-nucleotide messenger RNA. RefSeq names its product DUF4845 domain-containing protein (gene R160.4). NCBI's taxonomy places the organism in Eukaryota, Metazoa, Nematoda, Chromadorea, Rhabditida, Rhabditidae. The transcript is spliced from 3 exons. The coding region runs from base 51 to 308 and encodes 85 amino acids. The record is from RefSeq and is marked reviewed.
UUUUGUUAGUUUCAAUUACUAUUUCGCAAACCUGCAUGACUUGUUUCAACAUGGACAUCAUCAAAUGCAUCUAUCUCAUCUUGCUCCUAAUUUGGUCAAUAUUUUUCAUCAUCCUAUUCAUAACUCUCAUCAGAGAAUGGUUCUUCCCACAGCCCCGUUUUUUCGAAAGAUUUGAGGAUGAAGAGGAGCCAAGUCGUCCACAAGGAUUUGUAUCUCUUGACGUGGAGCAACUGGAGCAAAUGCAUGGGCUGGAAGUAUAUGCUGCCAACAAAGUGAUCAUAGACACUGUUCCACUUCUUCCUAUUUAAAACGAUCAACAUGCACCAUAUGUAUUCAUAAUUUGUAACAACGAUAAAAUUGAAAUACAGUAGUAUAGACUAUUUCUUUUUAGUAGCUCUCGAAUAACUUUUUUGUGGAUAAAUUUUAGCGUGCCCUUCCGUUUUG